GAGGAAGAGUCAGAUGAAGAGUCAGAGGUCACUGCUGACACAGAGGCGGCUUAUCAGUCCAAAAACAGUAACAUAUUGUGGACUCCAGCACCACCUCCGAAACAACGAGAGAGAUUACCAGCUCAUCGUAUCAUCAAAAUGACCCCUGGACCAACCAGGCUGGCAUGUGCCAAUGCUGAAGACAUAAGAUCAACAUUUGAAUUGUUUUUCCCAGAUGAUAUUAAACAGAUUUUGAUUGAAAUGACCAAUUUAGAGGGGAAACGUGUAUUUCGUGAUACCUGGAAGGACCUGGACUGGACAGACUUACAGGCCUUUUUUGGUCUGUUGAUUCUGGCAGGUGUGUAUCGAUCCCACCAUGAGGCCAUGAGUAGCUUAUGGCACGGUGUAUCAGGGAGGGCAAUUUUUCAUGCUACCAUGUCACUGAAAAGUUUUACCAAUUUGUCAAGGGUCUUCUGCUUUUACAAAAGGGAUAAAGAGCCUAGCCGACAGAAAAGGGACAAGCUGGCACCAGUAAGGAACAUCUGGGUUAAAUGGGUCGAACGCCUGCCACUCUUGUACAAUCCAGGCCCAAACGUCACUGUGGACGAGUGCCUGGUCCGUUUCAGAGGACACCGUCCCUUCAAACAAUACAUGCCAAGUAAACCGGGCAAGUAUGGCAUUAAAAUCUGGGCAGCAUGCGAUUCCAGCUCGAGCUAUGCGUGGAACAUGCAGAUCUACACUGGGAAAGCUGCCGACGGCAAGUCAGAAAAGACCCAGGGAAUGCGAGUGGUCCUGGACAUGACAGACAGCUUAGAGGGACACACCGUCACGUGUGACAACUUUUUCACCUCGUAUGGCCUCGGCGAGGAGCUGCUCCGAAGGAAAAUGACCAUGAUCGGAACAGUCAGAUCAAACAAACCUGAGCUCCCACCUGCACUCCUGUCAAUGAAGGACAGGGCCCGAUUAUCAUCCAUGUUCGCCUUCACUGAUACGCACACUCUUGUGUCCUACUGUCCCAGAAAAAAUAAAAAUGUGCUGUUGAUGAGCACUUUCCACAGAGAUGCCAAAGUAAGCGACAAAGAUCACAAGAAGCCAGGGAUAAUCCUAGACUACAACCAGACCAAAGGCGGAGUUGACAACCUUGACAAGGUUGUUGCCACUUACACAUGCCAAAGAAAGACAGCUCGUUGGCCCAUGGUGAUUUUCUUCAACAUGUUGGAUGUCUCCGCCUACAAUUCAUUCGUACUGUGGACAGAGAUAAAUCCCUCAUGGAACAAAGGGAAAAACUUCAAAAGGAGGCUCUACCUGGAAGAGCUAGGGGAAACUCUGGUGGCUCCCUACAUGAAAAGACGGAAUUACGUUCCCCGCUCGCCAGCCUCUCAGAAUAUGGUGAUACAAGCACAAGCAUGCUCUUCAGAAAAAGAAGACGUCCUUCUGCUAGCCUCCAAAUAUAAGGUGAUGAAAGCACGAGCAUGCUUUACAGCCAAAAAACCCAGCUCCUCCCCAGUAUCAACCCCCAGCAAGAGGAAAAGGUGUCAGGUCUGUGAAUCAAAGAAGAACACAAAAACCAGUAUGAUGUGCAGUCAGUGUAACAUGUACAUUUGCAGGUCACACGCAAUUAUAACUUCUUAUUGCUAUGCAUGCAAGAAGGUUUAAACAAGACUUAGUCAUGGCUUAUGCGCUGUUUGUUGCUCAGUUUUUAUAGUAGUUAUUCUUUUGCUCUUCUCUUUACUAACUUGUUUGCCAUUGCAAAAUGUAUCAUGUUUAUUGCCUUUUCUCUUG
Sinocyclocheilus anshuiensis is the source of this 1761-nucleotide messenger RNA. Its product is annotated as piggyBac transposable element-derived protein 4-like. The record is from RefSeq and is a predicted model, not a curated record. The transcript is spliced from 2 exons. NCBI's taxonomy places the organism in Eukaryota, Metazoa, Chordata, Actinopteri, Cypriniformes, Cyprinidae. The annotation marks the transcript as partial.